Molecule: messenger RNA, 4854 nt
Organism: Mercenaria mercenaria
Lineage: Eukaryota; Metazoa; Mollusca; Bivalvia; Venerida; Veneridae
Product: DNA repair protein XRCC3-like
Exons: 7
Coding region: 88-1083 (331 amino acids)
Biological process (GO): telomere maintenance via recombination; resolution of mitotic recombination intermediates; double-strand break repair via synthesis-dependent strand annealing
Cellular component (GO): replication fork; Rad51C-XRCC3 complex
Molecular function (GO): four-way junction DNA binding; ATP-dependent DNA damage sensor activity; ATP binding
Source: RefSeq, a predicted model, not a curated record
UAGUUUGACACAUGGCGGGAAAUUUGUAAAAUACACAACAACAAAUAAAAUAAAUAACAGUCGUAUCUAUAUACCUAGAACAGAUAAAUGUCAUUUUUAGAUACCCUUGACGUAGAUGGCAGAAUAAAAGCGGCGGCAAAGAAAUUGAAGUUGAAUUCCUGUGAAUCUGUUCUGUAUCUGACCAAUCCAGUGGGUGCUCUGUCAGCACAGGACAUCUCAGCACUUAAAACAGCUGUAUCAAAGCAGAUAUGGAAUAAACCACAUAAAACAGCCUUACAGUUGACUGAAGAUGAAGGUGAGUCUGGACGAUGUAGGCUAACAACUGGCUGCCAAGUACUGGACCAAGCUCUCAGGGGAGGAAUACUAUGUGAGGGUAUAACAGAAAUAUCAGGGGAGAGUGCUAGUGGAAAGACACAGUUUGGUCUACAGCUCAGUCUCACAGCCCAGCUGCCUAAGGAAUAUGGGGGACUUGAUAAUGGAACUCUGUAUAUCUGCACAGAAGAUGCUUUUCCAAGCAAAAGAUUGUAUCAGAUGAUUCAGAACUUCACUAGUCGUCAUGGCAAAAAGAUUUGUAACCAUGGAAACCUUGGAGAUAGAAUAUUUAUUGAACAUGUAUCUGAUUUUGAAGGUCUGAUGGAAUGCUUGGAAAGGAAAGCAGAUUUGUUGCUGAAAUCAGCUACUGUCAAACUUAUCGUUCUUGAUUCAGUGGCGGCACAUUUCAGAAGUGAUUAUGAAGGCCACGAGAUGUAUAAGAGAGCGCAACAUAUUAGUUCCCUUGGCUCAUUGCUGUACAAAUAUAGCCACCAGUAUCAUAUACCUGUUGUCUGUAUUAAUCAGGUGACUAGUUCAAUGAAUCCAGAAGGAAGACAGCUUGUUCCAUCUCUUGGUCUGGCCUGGUCUAAUCAUGUGACAACCCGCCUCAUGCUGGCUCGGACCCAGCAUACUGUUGUGAUACAGCAGGAUAGUGCAAGGGGUCCUCUAGAAACCGUAGUAAGGGAGAUGGAAAUUGUGUUUGCUCCCCAUCUGCCUUCAAUGACUGUACCUUAUAUAAUAGACCAUGAAGGAAUGAAAGGAUUUAGGUAGCACUUCAAGCUGCCAAGUUCUUACUACCUGUUUUUAUUAGCUAACCUGUCACUAUGUGACAGGGUGAGCUUUUGUGAUCGCCCUUCUUCGUCCGUCCGUCCACUAUUUUCUUGUGAACACGAUAGAGACCACAUUUUGUAUUUCAUUUUAAUCAAACUUGCACACAACUUGUAUGGGCAUAAUAUCUCGGUUCCUUUCGAAAACUGGCCAGAUCUCAUCAUGGGUUCCAGAGUUAUGGCCCCUUAAAGGGCCAAAAUUUGCCAUUUUUGGCUUGUGAACAUGAUAGAGACCACAUUUUGCAAUCAACUUUAAUAAAACUUGCACACAACUUGUAUUGGCAUAUCUCAGUUCCUUUCAAAAACUGGCCAGAUCCCAUCAUGUGUUCCAGAGUUAUGGCCCCUUAAAGGGCCAAAAUUUGCUAUUUUUGGCUUGUGAACACAAUAGAUACCACAUUUUGAAAUCAACUUCAAUCAAACUUGCACGCAACUUGUAUUUGCAUAAUAUCCCGGUUCCUUUCAAAAACCGGCCAGAUCCCAUCGUGUGUUCCAACCAUAUAGAGGUUUCAUUUAUGGUUUGAUUUGAUACAAACUUGCAAAAUAUCUUCAACAACAAUAAAUCUUGGAUUCCAUGAUGAAUCUAUCAGAUCCACUCAUAGGUUCCGGAGUUAGGCCCUUGAUUGACCCCUUAAAGAGCCAAACUUUGGUAAUUUUUACCUUGUGAACACGAUAGAAGUGACAUUUUAUAUUUGAUUUUAAUCACACUUACACACAACAAUAAGAUCUUGGUUCCUUUCGAAAACCAGCUAGAUUCCAUCAUGGGUUCUAGAGUUACUGUCCCUGAAAGGGGCAAAAUUUUCUGUUUUGGACUUUUCAGCCAUAUAGAGGUUUCAUUUAUGCUUUGAUUUGAUACAAACUUGCACAGAAUGAUUAUCUUAAUGAUCUCUAGGCCUGAAUCAUAACUAGGUCAUAUCGGGUCAAAAACUAGGUCAUCAGAUCAAAUAAAAGGAAAAGCUUGUAAACAACCCAGAGGCCCGUUUUAUGACCUAUCUUCUUGAAACUUGGUCAGAAUGUUUAUCUUGAUGGUUCCUAGGCCAAGUUUGAAUCAGGGUCAUAUGUGGUCAGAAACUAGGUCACCCAGUCAAAUCAAAGGAAAAGCGUGUUAACACUCUUGUUCGUUUGCAUGAAACUUGGUCAGAAUGUUUGUCUGCAUGAAAUAUCGUAUGAAUUUUUAUCUGGGUCAUGUGGGGUCAAAAACUAGGUCACCAGGUCAAAUCAAAGAAUAAGCUUGUUUACACCCUAUGGGGCACAUUUUUAGCUCACCAAUGCCAAAGGCUCAGGGUGAGCUAUUAGGAUCAGUCGCCGUCCGGUGUCCGUCGUCCGUCCGUAAACUUUUACUUUAAACGACAUCUCCUCAUAAACCGCUAGGCCAAUUUCAUCCAAACUUCAUUGGAAUGUUCUUUGGGUGAAGCUCUACAAAAGUUGUUCAAAGAAUUGAAUUCCAUGCAGAACUCUGGUUGCCAUGACAACCGAAAGGAAAAAACUUUAAAAAUCUUCUUCUCAAAAACCAGAAGCCCUAGAUCUCAGAGAUUUGGUGUGAAGCAUUGCCUAGUGGACCUCUACCAAAUUUGUUCAAAUCAUGACCCCGGGGUCAAAAUUGACCCCACCCCAGGGGUCACUUGAUUUUACAUAGGAAAAUCUUUAAAAAUCUUCUUCUCAAAAACCAGAAGCCCUAGAGCUUAGAUAUUUGACAGGUGAAAUUGCCUAGUGGACCUCUACUAAAGUUGUUCAAAUCAUGACCCUCGGGUCAAAAUUGGCCCCAGGGGUCAACUUGAUUUUACAUAGAUUUCUAUAGGAAAAUCUUCAAAAAAAAAAAAAAAAAAUAAACCAGAAGGCCUAGAGCUUAGAUGUUUGACAUGUAGCAUUGCCUAGUGGACCUCUACAAAGUUUGUUCAAAUCAUGACACAUGGGUCAAAAUUGACCCCGCCCCAGGGGUCACUUGAUUUUACAUAGGAAAAUCUUCAAAAUUUUUCGAAAAAUAAACCAGAAGGCCUAGAGCUUAGAUAUUUCACAUGUAGCAUUACCUAGUAGACCUUUACAAAAUUUGUUUAAAUCAUGACCCCCGGGGUCAAAUUGACCCCGCCCCAUGGGGUUAUUUGAUUGUACAUAGGCCCUAUGUGGUUCUGGGACGAUCUGUGUAUGAAAAGAAUUGGAACCACUGCCUUACCCUUGCAUGAUCGUAAGAGGCGACUAAUAGGGGCUUAACACUUGGUUUUGCUGUAACUCUGCGAUUCCAGCAGGUAUGCAAAUUUUGAUUCCAUACCUCAUGUUUUUAUUUCGAUGUAAAUGAGAUGUGAAACCAAAAUUUGUAGUCCUGUUUGGCACCAUAUUACCUAUACUGUGUUGGUGCGCCGUAAAACCCAAAUAAAUAAAUAAAUAAAGAUUGUACAUAGAAAAAUCUUCAAAAUUUUCUAAAAAUAAACCAGAAGGCCUAGAGCUUAGAUAUUUGACAUUGAAAAUUGGCCCAGCCCCAGGGGACACUUGAUUUUACAUAGGAAAAUCUUCAAAAAUUGUCUAAAAAUAAACCAGAAGGCCUAGAGCUUAGAUAUUUCACAUGUAGCAUUGCCUAGUGGACCUCUACAAUAUUAUUCAAAUCAUGACCUCCGUUGUCAAAUUGACCCCACCCAAUGGGGUUACUUGAUUGUACAUAGAAAAAUUUUCUAAAUUUUCUAAAAAUAAACCAGAAGGCCUAGAGCUCUACAAAAUUUGUUCAAAUCAUGACCCACGGGGUCAAAAUUGACCGCGCCCCAGGGGUCACUUGAUUUUACAUAGGAAAAUCUUCAAAUAUUUUCUGAAAAUAAACCAGAAGGCCUAGAGCUUAGAUGUUUGACAUGUAGCAUUGCCUAGUAGACCUCUACAAAAUUUGUUCAAAUCAUGACCCCUGGGGUCAAAAUUGACCCUGCCCUGUCCUUGAUUUUACAUAGGAAAAUCUUCAAAAUUUUUCUAAAAAUAAACCCAGAAGGCCUAGAUCUUAGAUAUUUGACAUGUAGCCUUGCCUAGUGGACCUCUACAAAAUUUGUUCAAUCUUGACCCCCCCCCAGGGUCAAAUUGACCCAGCCCCAGUGGUUACUUGAUUGUACAUGAGGAAAACUUCAUAAAUUUGCUAAAACAAAACCAGGAGGCCUGGAUCUUAGAUAUUUGAUAUGUAAAUUGCCUAGUAGACUUCUACAAACUGUAUUCAGAUCAUGACCCCUGGGGUAAAAUUGGCCCCGCCCCAGGGGUUACUUGAUUGUACAUCGGAAAAUCUUUCAAAAAUUUUCUAAAACUCAUCAGUUUGACAUUUGAAACAUGUAGCUCAUAUUUCUCAGGUGAGCGAUCCAGGGUCAUCAUGACCCUCUUGUUUAUUCUGUCUUCAUUAAGUUUUGGUCAGAAUGUUUGUUAUCAUGAAGUUCGUAUCUGGGUCAUGUGGGGUAAAAAACUAGGUCACUAGGUCAAAUCAAAGAAAGUGCUUGUUUACACUCAAGAUGCCACAUUUUUUGGUCAAGUCUUACUGAAAAUUGGUCAGAAUAUUUGUUUCCAUGUAAUUACUAGGUAAAACAUGUUUACACUGUUAUGGUAUGUUACACAGGUGAGCAACCUAGGCCAUCUUGGCCCUCUUGUUUGAUUUACUAUCCAACAGUGAUAAAAUUGUUCAUUGAUUAAUUUUACUUUAUUGCUGAAUUCCUGUAAUUAUUAAUUGGUAAUUUAAUGUAUAAUACAAAAAUUUUCAAAGGCA